UGGCCGUGGACACAAGGCUGCACGUGGAGUGGAACGAGGUGAAGUCCCUGCGUGCACUGUCACCCGUGGGCAGCACCCGGACCUCGCUGGUGCACCGCCUGGCUCGCCACAGCUCGUUGGACAGCCAGGACUCUCUCGAGGUAAAUGUUGAAGACACUGUCGAAAUGUUACCCAAGUCCCGGCGAGCCCUCACCAUCCAGGAGAUUGCUGCCCUGGCCCGCUCCUCCCUACACGGUAUCUCGCAGGUGGUGAAAGACCACGUGACGAAGCCGACGGCCAUGGCGCAGGGCCGUGUGGCACACCUCAUUGAGUGGAAGGGCUGGUGCAAGCCCGUGGACUCGCCUGUGGCUCUGGAGAGCGCCUUCAACUCGUACUCGGACCUGAGCGAAGGGGAGCAGGAGGCCCGCUUUGCCGCAGGGGUAGCGGAGCAGUUCGCCAUCGCGGAGGCCAAGCUGCGGGCCUGGUCGUCUGUGGACGGGGACGAUUCCAACGACGAGUCCUAUGACGAGGACUUCGCCAUCAGCACCGACAGCGCCCAGCCAGCUGAUGCCGCGGGCCAGCUGCCGCCCGGCUCCCUCCUGAAGGACUUGCUUCACAACCGCCUGGGCCAGCUGGGCGGGCGGCAGGGCUCCUGCGAGCCCGAGACCGACUCCUCUCAGACCAUCUCGCCCGAGACGUUGUGCUCGAGUCUCUGCAGCCUGGAGGACAGCCUCAUCCUCAAGGAGCUGGCCUCGCCGGCCGAGCUGGCCGCCAAGCUGCUGGGCGCCGUGGCCGGUGGCGACGAGCUGCUCUUUGCCAAGCUGCCCCCACAGACUGGGCACAGUGCCUUCCGGAGCUUGGCACAGCUGGACUGCCAGGACUCCAUGUACUCCAUGUCCUACACCGAGUCCUGCCUGUCCCCCACGGAGGACGAGGAGGUGGUGGGCAAGGACUCCCACACGCCAUGCCAGCUGCACGGGGACAGCUGUGGGGGGCGCCGGAAAGUCUCCGACGUGGCGUCCUCCGGGGUGGUGUCCCUGGACGAGGAGGAGGACGACGAGGCCGAGGCGCCGUGAGCGGCCCGGGGCGCGUGGCAUGCUGCAUCUCUCUCCUGCUCCGUGGCCCCCUCCCCGCCCUCCCCCCGUUUCCCAAGAGGACGAUGCCAGGGUCAAGCCUGGAGGUGAGGGGCAGGGGGGCAAGCCCUCUCCAUCACCCCCCCCACCUCUGCAGGCUGGGGCGCGGGCUCGGGGCCUGGCACCGGCUGGGUUUGCUUGCUGUGUCUCUCUCUCAGUUUCUGUUGUCUGUUUUUUUGCAUGAGAGUGUUUCUGGGGAUUAAACCAAACUGAAGCCAACCCCAGCACAGAGCCCACUGGCCCCGCUGCUCUCUGGGCUGCUGCUCCGCCGGGUGCAAGGCCUGGCGCUGGCUGAGGAGGGUGGGGGGCACGGCUACUGCUCUUCCAAGCCUCCUGGGUGGGCCGGACCCCGCCCUGAGACCCCAGGCCUGGUGGGGCUAAGCCGGCUCUGAUCAGCCAGGGCUGGCGCAGAUGGCUGAGGGUAGAGCAGGCUGGUGGAGGGGCAUGGUCCUUCCCCUUGGACAGCUGGCAUGUGCCUGUCGGGGGGGCUAAGAGAUGAGGCUUUGCUAUGCUGCUGUCGGGGUGUCUCUGGUUGCCAGCAUGGAGGGGAGCCGGGUGGGCACAGGGGGCUCUCACAGGUCGAUACCGUCCCUCGGACUCUCCUUCCGGGGGUGGGGGAUGUCAUGGCUUCUGUAACCAGCCUUGCUGCCUCCUUCCUGGUCUGGGGGCCUGGGCUCGGCCUCGGCCUCGGCCUUCAAAUAUAAAUAUAACCUGUUGGACACUG
Messenger RNA from Gavialis gangeticus (Gharial), 1836 nucleotides. RefSeq names its product family with sequence similarity 131 member A (gene FAM131A). NCBI's taxonomy places the organism in Eukaryota, Metazoa, Chordata, Crocodylia, Gavialidae. The transcript has 5 exons. Bases 165 to 1055 code for a protein of 296 amino acids. The record is from RefSeq and is a predicted model, not a curated record.